Molecule: messenger RNA, 2508 nt
Organism: Mizuhopecten yessoensis (Yesso scallop)
Lineage: Eukaryota; Metazoa; Mollusca; Bivalvia; Pectinida; Pectinidae
Product: GTP-binding protein GEM-like
Exons: 4
Coding region: 453-1514 (353 amino acids)
Cellular component (GO): plasma membrane
Molecular function (GO): GTP binding; GTPase activity; calcium channel regulator activity
Source: RefSeq, a predicted model, not a curated record
ACUAUCUGUAUUUCACAGUGUUUUUUCCUAAUAUACACGCGAGCUUUUUUCACUAACUUCAAAGGCUAUAGUAGAGCUGUUUACUAUAUAUGUGAUAUAAAACCAAUUAUCGAUAGUUUUUGUCACGUGACUUUUCCUGUUUUCCGUACGCACAGAAGCGAUCGAAGCUUCAAUAGCAGAAAGCGGACGGUAUGUGACGGAAAGGAGACUUUUAGCAGUUAGGCUUGUCAGUAGAAUAGGCCUUGUCAUAAUGGUGAUACGACCUCGUGGACAGAGGGAAACUUUAUUGGAACCUAUCUAACUGCCGAAGCGUGGCAUAUUUAUUGCAUUGCUCUCUAUUAAGCCUAGUGUUUAUCUACAAAGGCCACUAACGUAACUAUGAAGGAUUAACAGCUAUCGUGUUUGUGUGCUUGGCCAUUGUGUUGAACAAAAUACGAGGUUAUAUUAUCAGAAUGAACGAUACGGCGUCCUCCCGAUUUCUUUCGCCUGAUUCAGCGGUAAACACCCAUCACACACGUACAAGAUCAUUUAAGAGUCGUUCCCGGACUCGCGACGUUGAUGACCCGGACUGCUGUGAUCGUCCGCGGAGGAACAGCAUGCCUUCCCGCGCGCGACAUCAAGUACUUUCGUCCUCCUUUAAUGACUUGUUUGACAAUACCGAAAACGAACAACCACAGAGUUUGAGAAGGGUCAGGUCUUUCAAAACUACCUCCAGGGGAGUAGUCAAUCGUGGCGACAGUUACAAAAAGAAAUCUUCAAAAGAGUCUCUAGCGUCAGGAGGUACGGUUCGUGAUGAUACCUCAGAACUCCAAAUUCUCGACAAUCAUAGCAAUAGUCCGACACCAAAGAUUUCCACGUCGACAUGUAGUGAUGACAUACCAAAAUAUUAUCAAGUGGUGGUCCUAGGGUCAGACGGGGUCGGUAAGACAUCCCUGACGGACCAGUUCAUGACGUCAGAGUAUAUAGGGCCCACGGACACCGGAAGUAUUGACCUUGAAGAAGACAAGAUGAUAACGGUGCUGCUUGAUGGUGAAGAAUCUACGCUUGUAUUCUGUGACCGUCCUGAAGAGGUUGACCUUGACGAGACUCAAGUUGACGCUUUUCUUGUUGUUUAUUCGACAAAUGACCGGCGAACGUUUGAAGCAGCUAGUGACCUUCUUUUUCAGCUCCGAAACGAGGUAGCCACAGACCGAGCUAUCAUCCUCGUGGCUAACAAAAUAGAUUUGGCGCGAAAACGCCAAGUCAGUGCUGACGAGGCUCGAUCCGUCGCCGUUAAGUUAGACUGUAAGUAUGCCGAGACAUCUGCCGCCCUGAACCAUCACGUAGACGAGCUCCUUGUUGGAAUAUUGAAACAGAUUAGACUGAAAAUGUCGCAAAGCGCAUUCGUAGGAGAGGACAUUAAAAAAAGUAAGGAGAGGAAAGGUUCUUUCAAAGCGGCCAAAGGUCUACUGCACAAACUGUUUAGAAAGGGAAGUAAAAAGGAACGGUCAUGUGACAACCUUCAUCAGUUAUAGCGGAAGUGACGUCAUGGAUGUAAAUAUUUGUGUUGGUGGGGGGAUAUACAUAAAAAAUGGAAAUAAUGUAUUAAAUGGUGCUUGAACUGUAAGUAGUCUUACGCUAAGUUAACGAAGUGGAUUUGCUAUUAAACAAUCCACCUCAACAUAUUGUUACAAUUUGAAACAUUCCCGGAAAUUGAUUAAUGAUGUUCGGUUGACACGAGGUUGUAGAAUAUAUAUGGCGACCCAUGUCUAGAACGCUGUUAUGUUACCAACAUUCCGUUCCUUCUCAAACAUUGCCGUCGCACACUUCAAGUCGGAUGUUACCUCAAGGUUAAUGAAAGUAAUAACACCCCAAAUUCCUGUCUAAUGUUGCACAGGUGGGUGAAAGCAGUUACAUCCCGAAUAUCUAUCUACUUCGUAAAAAGUGUAAUACCCUGCAUGUUCUAUCUCCUUGGACGCUGAAUUCAAUACAUUGUGUUGAAGAUGAACGACAGAGGAAACAUCCCGAUUAUCCUAACUCAUAUUUCAAAGAUGGAUGAUAGUAGGAAUAGUCCGAUUGCUCUGUUAAAUGUGCUACAGAUGGGUGAAAGUAUGGUACUUGGAUAACAAACCUGAAGUGUUCGGAAUAGGUGGUAUAUUUGUAUAUAACAAUAUUAUAAGUCAAGUACAUGCACUUUUGUAGACUAUUCAUAUUAUUGUGUGGUGCAGGGUCGGGAAAUAUCAAUAACCUUCUGUAGUUAAACAUUAAGGUCAAAGUAUCUUCAAACGUUCAUAAUGUGCAUGUUUAUAUAUUGGUGUUGACGUAGUUACGUGUUCUGGUGAAUAAACUUUGGUAUCUUAGAACAUAUUCGUGAGCAGUUUCUAUCCAAUUAUAGUAUAUGGAACAGAUCUGACUCCAAUUAUAGUAUAUGGAACAGAUCUGACUCCAAUUAUAGUAUAUGGAACAGAUCUGACUCCAAUUAUAGUAUAUGGAACAGAUAUGACUCCAAUUAUAGUAUACGGAACAGAU